UAACAGGAAGCACGAGUUAUUUUUCUGCGAGCGAAGUUUGUGUGAUAAGAAGAAAAUGCAGAAUCAAAGGUCUUGGCAGGUUCAAACAUAUGAUGUGUUUGUUGGUAACUUGCCGCUUGAUACUGACCAGAAAAAGGUGUCCAAGUACUUCACAAAGUUUGGAGAGGUUCAUGCAGUCAUUGUCCGUGACAGCAACACAGAUGGCAAGAAACUGGCCUAUGUAAAGUUUUUAUGCCAAGAAGAUGCGGAAAAGGCAGUUGCAGAGUGUCAGAAUAUUGAUAUUAAUGGGACCAAAGUUGUUGUCAGGAAAGCUGAACCAAGGAAGAAAGCAGGACCAGACCGAUUCAACAAGGACGAUGCUGGCACAAAGUCAAAAGGUCCGUACGGACAGAAAUCGGAUCAGGGAAAUGCAUCAAACAUUCAAUCAAAGGAUUUACUUGAGGAAAUGGUGAUGGUGACCCAUGUCGAGUCUGCCAACUCCUUGUGGGCUCAGAUUGUCACGGAGGACAACAUGCAGCACCUCCUAACCAUGACGGAACAGCUGCAGACACUGUGUGCAGCCGCUUCCAAGAUCGCAGGUGUCCCAGAACAGAACAAGAUUUAUGGGGCUCAGUUUUCCGAGGAUCAGCAGUGGUACAGAUGCAGGGUGAAACAGAGCUUUGGCACAGACAGGGUGAAGGUGCUGUACAUCGACUACGGCAACACCGAGGAACUGAACCCCAGCUCCCUUGUCGACAUGCCGGCUAACAUAUCCUCCGUGAAGCCUUUUGCAGUCAGAUUGAUCUUCAACAACAUCAGAGUAGCUGACAUGUAUGAUAAGAAGGCUAUUAACUACCUCAAACAGACAACAGAAGGGAAAUACAUUCGUUCUGUGAUGAAACGGAAACUUUCAGACCAGACGGGCUACUAUGCCGAGAUGUUUGUGGAAGGGGAGUGUCUGAAUGACAAGAUGGUGGAGGAAGGCUAUGCUAGCUUCAGGCUGGAGAUGAAGCGUCGUGAGAUGGACGGCAACACGAGAGGUGGGGGGGGCUUCGGAACACCGACAGAGAGGGAUAUUGGAGGGGGUUACUCUGUAAACGCAGACAAAGCCUCGGGUGACUUCACUCAGAGACAAGUGUUUGAUGAGACAGGAAAAAUUCAAGUUUCGUUGCCAAACAGCGGCAGAUCCACGCCGAACUCGGACACCAACCAUGUCAACUCAGGUCAAGAUCUACGCCCAGAACUGAAUGCCAAGAUUCAGGAGUUGCAAAAAGUCAAAUAUGAGAAAGAAAAGAUCAAUGGAGAGCUGGCUAAUCUUCGCUCAAGAAUGAAGGUUCUUCAAAAUGAGUUUGCAUCAGUGUCGAACAAGAUGAUCGAGACGUCAGUCAACAAUCAGUUCCGCACUGUGCUAGAGCUUGCUGGGAAGGUCAAGAAACUCAGGUGUCAGUUUCCCGGGGUCCAGAAGACUCCAAUCGAUGAUGGCAUUGACCUUGUGAAUAGCGAGGAGAGGAUACAGAACACGUCUGUGAAGAGUCUGCCGGAUGUGCUGUCUGCACUCUCAAAGUACAGAGGGGCACAGAAAGACAUCUGCAUGCUGAAAGAUAUGAGUACAUUAGACAGUCUUGUUGAGGCAAGAAACUCGGCCAGGGAGGAGACUGUUGACAUUCUGCGAGUGUGUGUAGAGGAGCUGGAGGCGCUUCCCCUGACUGACAGGGGCAAGGCUGUUCAGGAAACUUUAGCCAAGAUACGAAAGUGCUACGACAGUUACUUCAAGUUUGUUGUCCACUCAUGUCCCUCACUAGAAACAUUCCUACCAACCUUUGUUGAGUGGAAGCAAAAGAGAAUGACUGAGUUCUCCGAGGCACGACAGAUGACUGACUCGUACAAGGAUGCCGCCAUGACAGCACUCACCAGCAUUCAGUCUCAACUUUCGUUCGACAACCUGGAGAGUUCAGAGCAACCUGAUUAUGACCUGGAAGCCCUUCUUCGCCAAUACAUUCAGGGCCUGCAGCAUGAGAUCACCGUCACUGAUGCUGAGCGGACUUCAGAGGGUGCCUUCCUGGCGGCACUGGUCCAAUCUUUGUACACUGAGCUGCAGUCUGAGAUGACCAACAUCGACAACUACCAACACCUCCUGGCCGAGUUCCGCACGAUGAAGACAGAAUGUGAACCGUGGCUUCAUGAUAAACCCUGUACAGAGGAACUGCUUGGAAUUCGCAAAACACUUCGAGGUUUGCGAUCAAAACUCCGACACAGGGUUGCUGACAGACAGGAUUUAGAGGAGAAUGAGGGUGGUUCAAGUGAGUUGGAUGAGAUCAAGAAGGACAUCAGUGCCAUCAGGACAGAGAUACACCAGGCACUCAGCAUCGAGGAUGGUCUGGUGACUGACUUGGCCAAGAUAGCUGAUGCUCACUUCCCAGAACUUAUGAAGAUGCAUCCUGAACUGGGUAUUGACAUACACCUGGAGUUCAAUGGUCUAGUUAAACCCAGCCAGGAGAUUGAACAUUAUGACCUGACACAAGAAGAGGGGGGAGCCCAGGGGCUGUAUGUGUCAACCUUCUUGGGGAAGCCUAUAUUCAUCCGGGAGCACUUGUUGUCUGACGGUGAUCGUCUAGACAAGGACGAAUGUGUCCGGCAUGCCAUAUCAUAUUCUGCAGCAAAGCAGGAGAAUUUACAAUCCGUCAUGUCCAUCUUCUUUGAUAAGAAUGCUCGUCAUGCAUAUGUCUGCACAGCGAAGAAUGGGGAGAGAUUGUCGAGUAUGGUCCACAAGGGCAAGAAGCCCCACAGAAGGACAAUACAGAUGAUCAUGAGGUGUUUAGCUAAAGCUCUUCAGUCUCUCCAUGCCAAUAACAUUGUCCAUGGGGAGGUAACUCCGCAGAACAUUCUCAUCAGAGAGGAAGAUGGCAUGGCUGAACUGAUGCAUCCUGACUUCUCGCAGACAAUGAAAGAACGCAGCAGAAAAAAGUACUCCACACCUUCAGGGAUCUCAUUCAUGGCACCAGAGUUGAAGAAUGCUAUGCUGAAAGAUGUCUUCCCAGCAACUGAUAUGUUCAACCUGGGCUUGUUGUUGCUAUGGCUUUACUAUCCUGAUGUGCACUUCAGUAUCAAGGCUGAUGCUCCGGACUUCACUGGAAUGCCUCUUGAAAAACCCGUCCAAAUUUUGCUUUCCUCACUGCUGAACAAUCUUCCCCAUCUCCGAGUGACAACAGAUCUGCUGAUGACGUCAGAGUACCUAAACAUGACCAUCCCAGAAGUAGACCCAGAGUCACAGCAACAACAACAGCAACAGCAGCAGCAGCAACAACAGCAGCAGCAACAACAGCAACAGCAGCAACAACAACAGCAACAACGAGUAUCCCAAGACCAACAGCUUGCUCCAAUACAGAGUAGUGAUUGUGAUGUUAUGUCAAAUAUUGGUUCCUUCGAUCCAAGCAUGCUUGAUAUGGGUGAACCCGACCCAGAGGCAACCAGCCAGUCCCAGUGGGUACCGGACCAGAAUCAGUUUGAUCCAGUUGAAACCACACAAAACCAUUGUGAACCAGAUCUAUCAAGUGAGAUUUUGCUUUCGAAUGGAGAGGAGGCUAACAACACUGUAGAAACCAAUGAUCAAACCGAAGCAGUCAACUCAGAUUGUGAUCAGUCUAUAUCUGUAGAGUGUGUUAAGAACACGGACACUAAUGACGUAAUGGAUUCCUUAGAGGACAAAGGGAGAGAAGCAGUUGAGGAUGGUAAUACUGAAGCUGAGGGAGAGGUCAAGGCUGAAAGUGAAGAUAAACCUGAAAACAAGCAAAACAGCAAUACCGGUGAAGGGUCUCCGGGACUAGUGGAGAUAAUGACUGGGAGGGCAUCACCAUUGACAAACACAGACAGUAUUAACCUAGAAGAUGUGGUGAAAGGGUUUAGCAAGCAGAAUUCCUUCCUGAGAGAAGAGACGAGAAGUACGCCACCCCUCUCUCAGCUGCUGAAACAGUACCACAGCCAACCCAGCACAGAAACAACAUCUCACCCUUAGAUACAGACCCACAGACUGGCAGAUCUCUUCUCUUGUGCCUUUUUUGUUUCUGUUCAUAUAAUUUCAUUAAGUGUCUAAGACGGAUCUGAGUUUUCUGAUAAAAUGGUUGCUUCAUGGGUUCAAGAGAUGACCCAUGCUGUGCAUUGUUUGUGUUGCACAGUGACAUAUGUUUGUUAAGUUGCUAUGGCACAAGCCAGAAAUGAAAACAUUUUCAAGUUACAGGACCAUAACUGAUCUCAUGUCUUACUCUGCAUUCAGUAAUGCAGAUGUUUGAUGAUCCGAGCUGUUCUUGUAUGUUGUGAGCAUAUUAACAAAGUUGCGGGAGCAAGGUACCUGAGAGAGAAGCAUCUGUACUUUCCUCAAAACAGUUGCUGCCAUGCUCUGUGUAGUGUUACAUCAAAUGUCAGUAUGUAUUGGGGUUUUAUCAUGGGUUUCAAUUCCAGGUUCAACAAUUUUGUGAUUUUGGUCUUUCAGCUCAGAAAUGUUAAAUGUCUGGAAAAAGUCAUUUUGACAACAGACAUGUUAUGAAUGAAAGGCUGUUAAAACCUGCAUUAAGCCCCGUCCACUUCCUCCCCAGAGCAUGCCUUGGUCAACAGGUUUGGUCACACCGGUGACUUGAGGUGGCCCUGUCUUCUUUGGUGCUGCAAUUUUCAGUGUAGAGUUGCUUCCCAUAGUUACAUAGUCACUUGACACGUCUCUCAAUCACAUAAGUAAUUUGAACAGCUAAGUUCAGGGUUGUGUAAUUCAAAU
Haliotis rubra (blacklip abalone) is the source of this 4741-nucleotide messenger RNA. RefSeq names its product serine/threonine-protein kinase 31-like. NCBI's taxonomy places the organism in Eukaryota, Metazoa, Mollusca, Gastropoda, Lepetellida, Haliotidae. The record is from RefSeq and is a predicted model, not a curated record. The transcript is spliced from 28 exons. Bases 56 to 3991 code for a protein of 1311 amino acids. Gene Ontology annotation, molecular function: RNA binding; ATP binding; protein kinase activity. Gene Ontology annotation, biological process: protein phosphorylation; spermatogenesis.